Messenger RNA from Moneuplotes crassus, 635 nucleotides. NCBI's taxonomy places the organism in Eukaryota, Ciliophora, Spirotrichea, Euplotida, Euplotidae. The record is from the annotation of a GenBank genome assembly.
GCUUACCAAUCCACAGAAAAACCACUCAAGCAGCUUAAGCUAGAAGACAACCUGAACAAGGAUACCCAAAAUUCUAUUCUUCGCCUCAGAAUGGUCUUAUCGAAAGUCAGAGUCAGGAUUUCAGAAGAGAAGCAGAAGGCACUGGAUGCGAAGAAGAGACAGCCAGGAUUUGUGUUUGAAGGGGACGAUCAUGUUGUAGCAAGGGAGCAGAGGGUGGAGAUAUUGGGAGCAAAGACAGUGUGAAUUAGAGAAAAGUCUAAAAGAAAGAAGAAAGAAAGAGUAUUCUCACUUGAUCGAAAGGAUAAAAAUGAAAAUUUCAUGUUUGAGCCGAAUGAGAACUUAAUUUUUGAGGUAAAAGAUAUGCAAAGGUUACGCUAUCUGAGCGAUAAAGUGCAGCAAAGAACCAAAGUUGCUUUAGGAAGUUAUAUAUGCUCUAAACUAAUCACAAACUUCAAUGAUUUCAAGAAAAAGAAAAUUCAUGAGUAUAACCUGAAGUUCAGUGAGAGGAAGGAUCAGCAUGUUCAGGCUUGUCCUGAACUCAAGCAAUUGAGAGACCAGAACAAGUUGUUAAAGAUAGAACUCUACAGAAGAAAAACUGUCAACAGAAAGAGGCUAAGGUCUGCUUAUAAAUAAAG